UCACCAGGCAUCAGGUCAUUUGGCUCGACAGCGGGCACCGCGUCAUCUGGCAAGGCAGUGGGCUCCGAGUCAACAGGCACGACAGUGGGCACCGGGUCAUCAGGUACCGGAUUGUCUGGCUCGACAGCGGGCAUCGGGUCAGCAGGUAUGACAGCGGGCACUGGGUCACCAGGCAUCAGGUCAUUUGGCUCGCCAGCGGGCACCGCGUCAUCUGGCAAGGCAGUGGGCACCGAGUCACCAGGUACGACAGCGGGCUCUGAGUCAAUUGGCACGACAGCGGGCACCGGAUCAGGUACCGGAUCAUCUGGAUCAACAGCGGGCAUCGAGUCAACUGGCCUAAUAGGAUCGUCAGGCUGGAUCAGUUCAUCACGCUGGGUAGAGGCAUCAGGCUGAAUGCCGGCGUCCGGCUGAGUAGAGGCUUCAGGCCGAAUAGAGGCUUCAGGCCGAGUAGAGGCUUCAGGCCGAGUAGAGGCAUCAGGCCGAGUAGAGGCAUCAGGCCGAGUAGAGGCAUCAGGCCGAGUAGAGGCAUCAGGCCGAGUAGAGGCAUC
Staurois parvus is the source of this 548-nucleotide messenger RNA. NCBI's taxonomy places the organism in Eukaryota, Metazoa, Chordata, Amphibia, Anura, Ranidae. The record is from the annotation of a GenBank genome assembly.